Molecule: messenger RNA, 1797 nt
Organism: Lactuca virosa
Lineage: Eukaryota; Viridiplantae; Streptophyta; Magnoliopsida; Asterales; Asteraceae
Source: the annotation of a GenBank genome assembly
AUGAAGAUGAUGAAUGUGGUCUGGACAUGCAUAGUACUGAUUUCUUUAGUAAUACUCGUAUCCUCGAUUGAUGAAGACCGAAAGGUUUUUAUUGCUUACAUGGGAUUUCUCCCGGAAGGAGAAUAUUCACCUUCAUUACAUCAUUACGAAAUCUUGAAAAAUAUUACCAACCCGAGGUUCGCAAGGAAACCUCUAAUAAGGAGUUACCAAAGAAGCUUUAAUGGAUUUGCUGCUUAUCUCUCCCAAGAAGAACAACAAAAUUUGGCUGGUUUUGAUGGGAUCAUCUCGGUAUUUCCAUGUCAAAAGUUGCACCUCCAGACAACAAGGUCGUGGGACUUCAUGGGAUUUCCAACAACAAUCGAACGGAGUCCAACUGCUGAGAGUGACACGAUCAUCGAAAUCAUUGAUGGCGGAAUAUGGCCAGAGUCGGAGAGCUUCAGCGAUGAAGGCCUUGGUCCUAUUCCCACAAGGUGGAAAGGAGAGUGUCAGGGUGGCACAAAUUUCACUUGUAACAGGAAGAUAAUUGGAGCUCGUUACUAUGGAAUCGAAUAUUCAGUUAGAGACAUGCAUGGGCAUGGGACCCAUGUUGCAUCUACCAUAGCUGGGAGGCAAGGUAACUCGAUUAAUGCUUUCCCUUCGAGUAAUGAAGAGUUGCCUCUUCUUUAUGGAAAACAAGUGACAAGCGAGUGCUCUGAAAAUGAAGCAAGUUAUUGUCAUGCGAAGUGCUUAGAUGGUAGCCUCGUUGAGCAUAAAGUGGUUCUAUGUGAUGAAAAUAGAAACCCGUAUUCAGUAAAAGCAGCAGGAGCCAGUGGUUGUAUCGUCCCAAAUCAUGGAAACAGUGUCUCUGAGGUCGGACCCUUACCUAUUGCUGCUCUAAAUACAAAUGAUAUCAACUUGGUCAAAACCUAUCAAAACUCUAGCAUAAAACCUAAAGUUCAAAUUUUCAAAAGCGAAGCUAUUAACAAUCAAGUUGCUCCUCUCGUCGCCUCAUUUUCUUCCAGAGGACCGAGCAGAUUUAUAUAUGAUAUUAUAAAGCCGGAUGUAACGGCCCCUGGUGUGGAAAUUCUGGCGGCUUAUUCACCAAUGGCUCCGCCAUCUCAUACCUAUAUCGACAAAAGGUCUGUUAAGUACAAUAUCCUAUCAGGGACAUCCAUGGCUUGUCCACAUGUUGCUGCUGCUGCUGCUUUUGUCAAGUCUUUUCACCCAAAUUGGUCUCCCUCGGCAAUUAAAUCAGCACUUAUGACCACAGCAUGGGAAAUGAUUCCUUACCGGAGCUUAGAUACUGAAUUUGCAUAUGGGUCUGGGCAUAUUGAUCCUCACAAAGCUAAAGAUCCGGGUCUUGUGUAUGACACCUCUAAAGAAGACUACCACAAGAUAUGGUGCAGAAUAUUUCAAAGCAUAUUAAAUACUACUUGUGAUGCCAACUUGACGCUUAGACAAAUGAACUACCCUUCCAUGGCAGUUCAAGUUGGCAUGAAUUCUGCAUUUGUGGUGUCUUUUCCAAGAACAGUGACGAAUGUCGGUAAAGCUAAUUCAACAUAUGUUGCAUCCAUAAAAGGAAGCACAAAGCUCAACAUCAUUGUUGAUCCCAACAUUCUACAGUUCACUGCACUAAACCAAAGGAAGUCUUUUGUGGUGACUGUUAGAGGAAAAAGGAUCAAAUCGCCACUAACUGUAGAGAGUGUUUCAUUGUUAUGGACCGAUGAAGAUGAUAUUCACAAGGUCCGUAGUCCAAUUGUGGUGUAUACGGGGAACACCACCAACACCACCUCUAGUGAUCAAAGAGGGUCAACAUGA